Neltuma alba is the source of this 1415-nucleotide messenger RNA. Its product is annotated as dr1-associated corepressor homolog. The coding region runs from base 166 to 1053 and encodes 295 amino acids. Gene Ontology annotation, cellular component: nucleus. The record is from RefSeq and is a predicted model, not a curated record. Gene Ontology annotation, molecular function: protein heterodimerization activity; RNA polymerase II general transcription initiation factor activity; core promoter sequence-specific DNA binding. The transcript is spliced from 6 exons. Lineage: Eukaryota; Viridiplantae; Streptophyta; Magnoliopsida; Fabales; Fabaceae.
CUGAAUCAAAAGCUCCUUGUUAUUAUCUCUGGAAGUACGUUCGGAUCUGGGAUGGGUUUGAUGGAUUUUAUGUGCUGAAUGAUGGUGGAAAUGAUUUUGUGUUGAAGUUCUUGAUUUUGUUCUGUCUCAUCCUUUGGUUCAAUUUAGUGCCCUAAAUCGGAUACUAUGAGGAAGAAGCUGGAUACUCGUUUUCCUGCUGCUCGGAUCAAAAAGAUAAUGCAAGCAGAUGAAGAUGUUGGGAAGAUAGCACUUGCAGUGCCUGUUUUAGUUUCUAAGGCUCUAGAGCUGUUUUUACAAGACCUCUGUGAUCGUACAUAUGAAAUAACUCUUCAGAGAGGAGCAAAGACGAUGAGUGCGUUGCAUUUAAAACAUUGUGUACAAAGCUAUAACGUCUUUGAUUUUCUGAAGGAUGUCGUCAGCAGGGUUCCUGACUAUGGCCAUGGGCAUGGGCAUGGGCAUGGACAUAACCAUUCUGAGACUGGCGCUGAUGAUCGGGUCAUUCCAAGAAGAAGGAAAGCAGCAAAUGAUGAUCACCAUGAUAGCGAUGACGACUCUAAGAGAAGCAAGAUGGUUGAGUUUAGCCAGAGUGGCGGCAGUGGUAGGGGGAGAGGCCGAGGUAGAGGGAGAGGCCGAGGUCGAGGGGCUCGAAAUGCUGAACGGGAAAGAGAGGUUCAUCAACAAGAGCUUGAAACUGAACCCUGCACUUCUGCGCUGAACAGCAGCAAACAUAACCCUGAUACAAACGUGGCAAUUGAUAAUGGUUCAGAGACAAAGGAGUUACCGAAAGAGAAUAAUGCAAUUCCUGAUGAAGGCACUCAAUCUGUCCGUAACAUUGAUCUGAAUGCCAACUUGAAUGAAAACGAAGACAAAAAUGCUAGCACGGCGGUAACUGAUGCCCCUAUGCCUGAUCCUCCAAAACCUGAGACUAAGCAUGAGGAAAUCCCUGGCUGGUCUCUUUCGGAUAUGGACAAGAUGGUCAUUGACUCUAUGCAGCUUGCCAACCUUGGUAGACAGAUAGAAGAGGAUCAGGAAGAUUAUGAUGAAGAAGGGUGAAUAUUGACCUCUUCUGGGGAACUGGAUCAAAUGGAAAAGUUUAUAAAAAUUGCAUACCAAUGCUAUUAUGACUAUCCAUUAGAUAGCUAAACAUGCUCCUAGCUGUAGGUCCCAGGAUGAUCCUAAUCCUUGUUUUUUUUUUUCUGGUUUGUUUGUUUCCUAUAAUCUCUUGUAGCAAAUAUAGCUAUAUCUAUUAACCAAAAUGUUAGCUUUGUGUAGUUACAGGUCAUGUAUGAAUGUAGUUGUGGAACAACCUUGCCUAGUGCUGAGUGAAACUCAGAGCUUAACUUUGCAAUAUUAGGAUGUUAUAUUGUUAAUGUCUUGAAGCUGUAUUAAUAACAAAUGGAUAAAAUGUUUUACUA